UUUUGUCAUAUGAAAUGAAAUAAACUUUUGAGUGGCUGGUGAAUUCUAAGCAAACAAAAACACCUUAUCUUUCCUCAAAUGCAUCAUCUUUGCUCUCUCUCUCCUCAAACUCCAUUACCAACAACAAGAAACUACUUCUUCUUCUCUCAUUUGCAACUUCCUGAUAAUUAUACUACUUAUACUUUCAAUGAAAUUAUUAGGAGAAAUCAAUUUAAGCCAACAAAAAGAAGUAAUCAUCAUCAAUGGUGGAUUUCAGCAAUGGAGAAAGAACCAAAUAACUUUGAAGUGGACCAAGAUAAGGCUAGACAAGCUCUUGGUGAGCUAGACCAACAGUUUGAAUCUCUCUCUACAAAACAAAUUAACCCUCCUAAAAUCAGAGCAUCGAGUAUUGGAAACUUGAAGGAGCAGGUGAAAAAUGAGCCUCCAGAAAUUACAGGAUCCUUUCUAGGAUAUACUGCAUUUGUUCUAUUUGUGUUCUCGAUAUUUUACAAUAUACUUUUCAUAACAGUCAUAAGACCUUCAAUUGAUGGACCAGAUGAAGAUAUCAUCAUGGCUACUGAUGUUAAUACAACAAGAAGUUAUCAAGCACCAGAUGUAAGCCAACAACAGCAAUAAGUGUUUUUACUUUGAGAACUAAUUAAUUGGAUGGUUGGAGUAUAUAAUAAUAGUAAUAAAGUUCAAAUCUUUCUUUUUAA
Messenger RNA from Beta vulgaris subsp. vulgaris (sugar beet), 695 nucleotides. RefSeq lists its product as hypothetical. The transcript is spliced from 2 exons. NCBI's taxonomy places the organism in Eukaryota, Viridiplantae, Streptophyta, Magnoliopsida, Caryophyllales, Amaranthaceae. The record is from RefSeq and is a predicted model, not a curated record. Bases 79 to 615 code for a protein of 178 amino acids.